ACGCGACAAACCCCGCUCGAACAAAGUUGCCUCGCAGUUGGCCAUGACUGCACUUCGGACAUCGUUGAAUGAACUAUGCCUCGAUGUUUUAUGAGUUCAGCACGGCGUGGCGAUUGAAGUCGCUACGGAUUUGAUUCAAUGUCUCAAACUUCCCGUUCAGAUCUCGGUAAUAUCCUGUUGGAGCGAAAGUGACAAAUUGCGUUUUUGGAAAGAAAUUAACUCAUUCACAGCUGUUAGAUUUUCCUCCGAGAAUCAAGUCAAUCUUCCCUGGAGCGAUCGUGAUCAACACCAGAGCUUAUUGGUAAUCGACGCCGAUUGUUCAAAAUCAAAAGACUUGCUGCGAUCCGCUGGUCAAUUGUUGUACAAUCGAGUCAAGUGGAUUAUAAUAAAUAGUAAAAACUUGAACUGUAGGAAAUUCUUGAAGUUUUUUGACGAUCUUAAACUUUUGAUCAGCAAUGAAGUUUAUUACAUCUGUGAAGCAGACGGUGUUCAGGGCUUCGCAAUAAAACAAGUAUACCGACUGUCCCUUGCAACUGAAGUGAUCGAGGAGACGUUCGGCUACUGGAACAAAGGUAUGAUCGUUAAUCUUCAGCAUAUCAAGCAUUCCUCCGUUCGUCGUCAGAAUCUGAAACACUUUAAAUUGCGUGCAUCAGUUGUAAUCACUCACAAUGAGACUCUGAAUCACCUGGAAGACUACCGUGAGAAACAUGUGGACACUAUCACCAAGAAGAACUAUUUUCUCACCAAAUACUUGGCCGAAGACUUGAACGCCACCCUUAAGUUCAGCUACGUCAACUCGUGGGGUUAUCGUAACCCCAAAUCGGGUAAAUUUAGCGGCAUGAUUGGCGAACUACAGAACGAUCUUGCGGAUCUUGGUGGUACGGCAUUGUUCCUGACGGCGGAUCGUAUCAAGGAGAUCGAUUACCUCUCGAUGACCACUCCAACGCGGGCCAAAUUUAUAUUUCGUUCGCCGAAGUUAUCGUUCACGGACAACGUAUUCCUACUUCCGUUCAGCGCACCGGUUUGGGUUUGCAUAAUCAGCUUCAUUGUGCUCUCCGGAGUGCUUCUUUUGAUCAUUAUGAAGGUCGAGCUGCGAUGCACCAAUGUUCGUUACGGGAAUGUCAUCCGGCCGAAUUUGAUGGACACGGUCAUGAACAUGUUUGGAACCUCGUGUCAGCAGGGAUCGUAUCUGGAGCCGAAAUCGCUUCCGGCCAAAUGUUUGAUUCUGUUGAGCUUGAUCAUCCUGAUGUUUUUGUAUGCCAGCUAUUCGGCCAACAUUGUUGCGCUGAUUCAGUCGCCGUCGAACAAGAUCAGGACGUUGGAGGAUUUAUUGAACUCGCGCCUGGAAACCGGGGCUGAAGAUACCGUCUACAAUCGAUACUAUUUCAUGCAUGAAACAGAACCAGUGAGGAAAGCGAUCUACGAUCGGAAAAUGAAAACUCGCGAUGGAGUUGGUUCCAGUUUUAUACCGUUGGAUAAAGGCGUUGAAAGGGUACGCCAAGGACUGUACGCCUUCCACGUUGAAUUGGGAGUUUGCUAUAAGGUCAUCAGCGAAACCUUCCAGGAGGACGAAAAGUGCGGUUUGCAAGAGAUCGAAUACCUGAACAUCAUCGAUCCGUACUAUGCCGUGCAGAAGAACUCCUCCUUUCGGGAGCUGGUCCGGCUUAGUCUGUUCAGGUUGCGUGAGUUCGGCAUUCAGGAUCGGGAGCACUCGAUGCUCUACACGCGUAAACCGGCCUGUAGUGGCGGAAGCAGCUUCAUUCCGGUAUCGAUUGUGGACGUUUGGCCUGCACUGACCCUGCUGACGUGGGCAUCGGGCUUUGCCGGGGGCUUGCUGGCAGGGGAAAAUAUCUGGGCACGAAUCAGAGCGAAGCGUAAUCUGGCAAAGGUCGCUAAUGGGGAUUUCUGUGGAUGAAGAAGGAGGAAGUAGUUGGAAAAUUUGAAUCAACCGAUUUUGUAUUAAUGAAGAUUUAU
Molecule: messenger RNA, 1974 nt
Organism: Aedes aegypti (yellow fever mosquito)
Lineage: Eukaryota; Metazoa; Arthropoda; Insecta; Diptera; Culicidae
Gene: Ir75e
Exons: 5
Coding region: 575-1915 (446 amino acids)
Cellular component (GO): membrane
Molecular function (GO): ligand-gated monoatomic ion channel activity
Source: RefSeq, a predicted model, not a curated record